AUGGCAAGUGGUACUGCAUUAGAAGAUGGUGAAAUUGAAGAUGAUGAUUUGAGCGACAUUCGCAGGAGUACGUCAAUGGAAAUAAGAGCAGAGAAUAUGACGCAUGUUUCAUCGGCAAGUCUGGAGGAGGAACAAGAACGUGAAGUAGACAGUAUUAUUCGUGAAAUACAGGAGGCAACAUAUAGGGCAGGAUUCACAAGUUUAGCCUCUGCUGAACACUCACUUGAAAAUGUGAAUUCGGAUGAUGAGAAUGCUCUACGUUUAGCGGUGUUAAAUACAAGCAAGGACAAAAGAUUUGUACGACGACCUAUAUCACACGAAGCAGAAGAGGGAGAAAUCAUUGAUACUUCUUACGAGAUACGAAGAGAUCAACAAAUAAACUUGCGUUAUUCCGGACAUACUUGGGUGCCACUGAAAAGGAAGCAAAAUAACCAAGAUCAGAGGUAUAAUGAUAUGCAAAAUCGCAUGAAUAGUCGUAAAUUUCAUGGAACGGCAGUACCGCUCAAGGUUACGGUACGGAAUGAUAACGCAAGUGGUUAUUCAUACUCCUUCCUAAAUAAUCAGCAGGAAGUCGCCAUACCAAUCAGUAGUGUGGAGAUGUUGGAAACAGCUGCGAAACAAUUUGCGAACCCAUUUGAGGAGCAGCUGCAUCGACUUCGAUUGAGGGUAGAAGCAAAUAAGUUUUCGAAGAAAGAAAAUUUGGGAGAUAAUUAUGAGCAAGUUGGAAUGGAUAUCGUAGACAGUGAUCGAGAUUCGCGUUCGCGGUCGUCACCAAUAUCACCGUUAGCUAAUGCUAUGACUGUUUGUUCUCAUGAAAUUCAAACCCUAAAUGGAGUGCCAUCCGAUGGUGUUGAUAACGAAGAGGAUGUUGAUCAGCUACGUGCUGAACUCCUAGAACAGAUAAUGCAAAAAAAGAACGACGAAAAGUUAAAAUCGUUGAAAUCAACACUUGAAGAAGGUGAAUUAAGCAGUACAAAUUCAGAAGAACGAGUUGCUCAUCGUAGUAACGAAGGACCAAGUUCUAGUUACAGGACCGAAGCGCAUUGUUCUAAAAGUUCUAAAAGACUUAAAAAUAUUGUAGAACAAAACCGGAAAUCUGUGAUAGAUCGAAAGCGUUCAAGGAAGGAUGAAUCUCCAUCAAGUGGCAGUGAUGGACCGGGUCAAGACCAUCGCGUCAAGCUCCCACGAAAAAGAAAGGAAAACUUUCGAGAAACUGCUCCCAAAAGGUUACAUUGGAAAUCAAAGAAUGAAUUUGGCGAUGUAUCAGGAACAGAAAGAAGAAAGGCUGAAGAUUGGGAACGUAUGAUUGAUGAUGAAAAAAAAAUGUUGAAAGAAAUUGAAAGGAAAUUAAGGCAUCGUGACGAUCAAAAAUGUGUCACAAGAAGAAGACGUGAUAGCUUUUUGGAGAGAGCGAAUCAUUGUGCUCGUCAGCUUGGUGUUCUUGAAUCGGAGAUGGAAGUACUUAGAUGUGAUCAAGAAAAGAUUAAAGGACGUUUAUCGUAUUUGGAACGGCAGUUAAGUAAAGCACAGUUUGAAGAGAACUGCAAGGAAACAGAGAGAAAGACAUUUAAAAAAGAAACCAAACGAAUUGAAAGAUUAAUAGAAGAAGCUGAAUGGAUGAAAAAUAUAAACAAGGAUGAUGGACAUUCUUGUGAUCCUGCUCAAAUAAUGACCAAAUCGAAAAAUGAUGUCGAAGGAUCGAAAACAGUAGAAGCGCGUGUUUUAGAACAGUCUGAACCAUUGAAUACGACUAUUGCGAUGGAUUAUUCUGAUGACCGAGAUGAUGUUUCAAGACCUGGAAGUAGUAGUAGUGGAUCACAUCAUUCUUCUAUAGAUAUCUUGGGGGACUCAGAUAUAAUUGAAUUAUCAGAUUCGAGCGAUUCAAUGAAUGGUCUUAUCACAGCAAUGCGUGAGUUGGAGCAGGAAGAGGUGGAAGCAAAUUUCAUUGCAGAAGCUGCAGCAGUGAAUAACUCAAAUGAUUGCCAAGAAAGUCAACAGAGAGAACGAAGGAUCAGUACUGUAACAUUAAGCGAAAAAGAUAUUAAUGAACUUAAAAAUAAUCCAUUGAUUAUGUUUAACGGGUAUCGCAUAUCUCCAACAUUUCCUUACCAUCUGAUAGCUCAUAGAGCUUUGUCAAACAAGUUGGAUCCAUUGAAACCGCUUUGUUACUAUGAAUUACUAGGAAGAUGCGCUGAUUCAACAUGUUCAAUGCAACAUGAAGAAGAUUAUUUACUGUCCGAUGAAGAACUGAUAUGUAGCGUGUUAACUUAUUGCCCGAAUCUUUGCCCGCCUAAAAAAAUGUUUUCUGAAUAUGCUCGUGAAAUGUUAAAAGAACAUCAAACGAAAUCAGUAGGCGAAAUUAUCGAGGAUAUGUUGAGAAGUCUUCCGGAUACUGAACGUCGAAUAAGAGUUUGUGAAUUGGCUACCAAACCUGGGCCGCCAUCGAAAUGGUCUUCGAAAGUGCCAUUCUGUUCCAUUAGCUAUAUUGGGCGAAUUUAUGCUUUUCAGAAAGCGAAAAAGGUACUACUUUUCGAGCAAGAAGUGUUUCAGUGUAUUUUGCCUGAAUUUAUGGAAAAUUUAUGUAAUGGUAACAACCAGAAUUGUAGAAGUGUUAAUAUGGCGACAUCACUGAAACGUUUAUUGUUCAUUGGUGUUUUGGUAAUAUUAUUGCAAAUUGUAUCAGUUAUCAGCGCAGGCAAAAUAUUAAUUUUGGUUGAUAAUUUAAAUAUUAGAGAAACGCAUUCGAUUUUCUUAAAAUCCCUAAAAGAAAGAGGACAUCAGCUAACUAUAAAAGCAGCGGAUGAUCAGACAUUGACUCUUACAAAAUAUGGUGAACAUCUCUACGAUCAUCUUAUCAUUUUUGCUCCAGGAGUUGACGAAUUUGGAGGAACGAUUAAUGUCAAAGCUAUAACUUCUUUUAUUGAUAAUGGUGGCAACGUAUUGGUGACAGCGGGUACACGUGUUGGUGAUGCUUUACAUGAUUUGGCUGCAGAGAAUGGUUUUGAAUUUGAUGAGAAUCGAACUGCUGUUAUUGAUCAUUUGAAUUAUGACACCGUUCUUGAUGAAGGAGAUCAUACGACAAUUGUAGCUGAUCCGUCAAACCUUUUAUCUGCUCUAAUGAUUAUAGGGAAAUCACGGGAAGCUAAUCCUAUUCUGUUCCGUGGUGUAGCUUUAAUCGCUGAUAAGACAAAUCAACUUCGUCUGGAAAUACUUACUGCUUCAACAACUGCUUAUUCAUUCAAUCCUCGUGAAAAAGUUGAAGAAUAUCCAGGUGCUGUGGGGCGCUCAACAUUGUUGAUUGGUGCCAUUCAAGCACGGAAUAAUGCGCGUGUUGUAUUAACUGGUUCGAUUGCCAUGUUUAGCGAUGCUUUUUUCGGUGCAAAUGUCAGCAAAUAUGGCUCAACAACAGUUCAGAAAAGUGGAAAUUUCGAGUUACUAACUGAACUGAGCAAAUGGGUAUUUAUGGAGAAAGGUGUGCUGAGAGUUAAGAAUGUUUCGCAUCAUAAGAUCGGUGAAAAGAAUCCUCCACGAGAAUAUACAAUACUGGAUAAUGUUGAGUAUGCAAUCGAAAUUGAAGAGCUCAAUAAUGGGAAAUGGGAACCAUUCAAAGGGAAUGAUGUUCAACUAGAAUUUACUCGCAUUGAUCCAUUUGUUCGGAUAACUCUCAAAAAUCACAAUGGCAAAUUAAAAACACAGUUUAAACUUCCUGAUGUUUAUGGUGUGUUCAAAUUCGUGGUCGAUUAUCGUCGUAUCGGCUAUACACAUUUGUUGGAUGUGCAGCAGGUAUCUGUUCGACCACUGCAACAUACCCAGUAUGAACGUUUUAUUUAUAGCGCAUAUCCUUACUAUGUUUCGGCAUUUUCUAUGAUGAUAGGAGUCCUUCUGUUCUCAUGUGUUUUUCUCUAUUAUAAAGAACCAUCAAAGGAUAUAAAGAAGGACUAA
Acanthocheilonema viteae is the source of this 3942-nucleotide messenger RNA. The record is from the annotation of a GenBank genome assembly. NCBI's taxonomy places the organism in Eukaryota, Metazoa, Nematoda, Chromadorea, Rhabditida, Onchocercidae.